UCAAAAGGAAAUUCCAAAGCUUUUGUGAAUGGCCGCUAGGGUUUAAGAACCCGGCCUUAAACCCAAAACUUCCUCAAUCUCGGUCUCCUAGCUCUCUCAAGCCUCGAAUGUCUUUCCUCAAAUCGCUACCAUUCAAACCCAUCUUCGCAUGGUCAAAGAAGCCCUCCAAUUCUUGGCUCACCUGCGGCGAAUCUCCGGCUUUCCCUCCCCUUUCACCUGCAACAAGCUUGUCCACUCUCUCAUCAACUCCGGCUGCGGCGAGCUCUCCGCCAAAGUGCUUUUCCACUUUCUCUCCAAAGGGUAUACUCCUCAUGCAUCGUCUUUCAAUUCCAUCAUCUCCUUUUUCUGUAAAUUAGGGAACAUAAAAUAUGCCGAACGGAUUUUGAAUUCAAUGCCCAGAUUCGGGUGCUCGCCUGAUAUUGUGUCUUACAAUUCUCUGUUACAUGGGUAUUGUGCGAGUUAUAAGAUUAGAGAGGCUUGUUUUCUUGUUAAUAGAGUUCGUGGGGGUGUGUUGAAUCCUGAUUUGGUUAUGUUUAAUAUACUGUUUAAUGGGUUUGCUAAGGCUUAUAUGAAGAAUGAGGCGUUUAUGUAUCUGGGUUUGAUGUGGAAAUCCUGUUUGCCUAAUGUUGUUACUUAUGGUACACUUGUUGAUAUGUUCUGUAAGAUGGGGGAUAUGGAAGUGGGUAACAAAAUGUUUUUUGAUAUGAUGAAGGUGGGGGUUGUGCCUAAUUUGGUUGCUUUUAGCUCCUUGAUUGAUGGGUAUUGCAAGGCUGGGAGUUUGGAUGUUGCAUUUGGAUACUUAGAGAGAAUGCAACAAUGUUCGGUUCAGCCGAACGAGUUCACAUAUUCAACGUUGAUUGAUGGUUGUUGCAAGCAGGGGAUGUUGGAAAGAGCUGACUUUUUGUUUGAAGAGAUGUUGAGUGUUGGUAUUCUGCCUAAUUGUACGGUUCAUACUUCGAUAAUAGACGGACAUUUUAAGAAGGGAAAUGUAGACAAUGCGUUGAAGUAUAUAAACAGGAUGUUCGAUCGAGAAAUAGGACUCGAUCUAACAGCAUAUACGGUAGUUAUCUCGGGCUUCCGUAGAGUUGGUAGGUUGCAUAAGGCAAUGGAAGCUGCAGAAAAUGUGGUGAAGAAUGGAUUACUUCCUGAUAGGAUAAUACUAACAGCUAUUAUGGAUGUGCAUUUCAAAGCUGGAAACUUAAAAGAAGCUUUGAAUGCGUACAGAAUAUUACUCGCUAGGGGUUUUGAGCCUGAUACCGUGACUCUAUCCACUCUAAUAGAUGGUCUAUGCAAGAACGGAUACUUGCAGGAGGCUAGACGGUACGUGGUCAAAGAAAAGGCCAAUGAAAUUCUAUAUACAGUGCUUAUAGAUGCACUGUGUAAGGAGGGUAAUUUAGAUGAAGCUGAGAGAACCAUUAAGGAAAUGUGUGAGGCAGGGUUUGUUCCUGAUAAAUAUGUGUAUACUUCUUGGAUUGCAGAGCUUUGCAAGCAAGGAAAUUUGCUCAAGGCUUUCACGGUCAAGAAAAGGAUGGUUCAAGAGAACAUUGAACCUGAUUUAUUAACCUACAGUUCCCUGAUUGGUGGUUUGGCGGAGAAGGGACUAAUGAUAGAAGCCAAACAGGUUUUUGAUGACAUGUUAAAUGCAGGAAUCACUCCAGAUUCUGUUGCUUAUGACAUCCUUAUAAGAGGGUAUCAUAAUCAGGGUAAUGUAGUUGCGAUUUCAGGUCUACACGAUGAAAUGAGAACGAGAGGAAUUGUUAUUGAACAUUAAUACACGAGAUUCGAUGCCGGGUCUAAUCCUUCAAUUUAUACCGGAACCUUCCUUACGAGAAGCCAAGAGGCAUGUGAUUGGCAUCAGACGGUAUCGAAAUUAGAGAGAUUCCAAGUCAUAUAUUCCUCCAUAUAUUGCGUUGCUUAUUGCAGGUUUCAAAUGCUCCCAAAGGUUUUAAAUCAUGCUGUUCACAUGUGGGUCAUCGACAUAAGGUGCUGUUUCGAUAUCUACUAUCGAUCACAUAUUUGGUGCUUCUUCUCCUCUUGCUGAGUAGCUGCAACAUGAGAUCUGGGAAUAGACAUGACAUUGCUUGAGAUGGCACCUGAUGGUUGCUGUAGUGUUGGAGAAUUUCAAGUCGUCAGCUGCUACUGAAGAAAAAUACCUAUUCUUGCAAGCCAGAGCUUUCUAAAUCUUUAUUGAAUCCAUUGAAGAUUUGUAGUAAACCCAAAUAAACACCACACACACAUAGGAAUUGUUGCUUAUGAAGAAUCUCUCAAUCGAAAUAGAAUUAUCCAUUGAAGGUUGAUC
Molecule: messenger RNA, 2299 nt
Organism: Cucurbita pepo subsp. pepo (vegetable marrow)
Lineage: Eukaryota; Viridiplantae; Streptophyta; Magnoliopsida; Cucurbitales; Cucurbitaceae
Product: Tetratricopeptide repeat (TPR)-like superfamily protein
Biological process (GO): RNA processing; mitochondrion organization
Cellular component (GO): mitochondrion
Molecular function (GO): protein binding; mRNA binding
Source: RefSeq, a predicted model, not a curated record